Molecule: messenger RNA, 729 nt
Organism: Penicillium manginii
Lineage: Eukaryota; Fungi; Ascomycota; Eurotiomycetes; Eurotiales; Aspergillaceae
Product: histidine phosphatase family protein
Exons: 3
Coding region: 1-729 (242 amino acids)
Cellular component (GO): cytoplasm
Molecular function (GO): phosphatase activity
Source: RefSeq, a predicted model, not a curated record
AUGCCACCAAUUGUUCACUGCGUGCGCCACGCGCAAGGCGUUCAUAAUCUCAGUCAUGCAAACCACAAUUUGCCUGAUCCCGAACUUACACCUCUGGGCGAAGAGCAAGCUCGGGAGUUGGGUGCCAAAUUUCACUCAUUGGAAAAUAUCGAGUUGAUUGUGUCAUCACCAUUGCAACGCACCAUUCAGACCGCGCUUCUCGCGUUUGCCUCGCAGGUGAGAGACGGCGGCCUGCAGGUAGUUGCCUGGCCAGAAGUACAGGAAGCAAGUGAUCUUGUUUGCGACACUGGCAGUGAUCUGCGAGAUAUUGAGCAGAAAUUCAACCAAUCACCCGUUGAUUUCUCUUUAGUUACUCCUGGCUGGCAUAUUAAGCAAGGAAAAUGGGCCCCCAUCGCAGAGAGACUCCUCGAGAGAGCUCAAUUAGCACGAGAAUGGCUAAUGCAACGACCCGAGAAGGAAAUAGUUGUGGUUUCGCAUGGCUGUUUCUUGCAUCUUCUGACAGAUGAUUGGGUGAAUGCAAUUAAUUCACACGCAACGGACUGGACCAAUGCUGAAGUUCGAUCAUAUCACUUUGAACAUUACGAGAACAAGAAGCCGGCUCUAUGCGAGACCUUGCAAUCCAGGGAAAGACGAAGCUUAGGGCCGGCUUCCCCGUCUAGAAAAGAACAGCUGGAAUUGAAGAAGACGACUCUUGAAACUUGGAUCAAAUGGGGUGUCAUAUCAGCAUGA